Molecule: messenger RNA, 933 nt
Organism: Gekko japonicus
Lineage: Eukaryota; Metazoa; Chordata; Lepidosauria; Squamata; Gekkonidae
Product: olfactory receptor 49-like
Exons: 1
Coding region: 1-933 (310 amino acids)
Biological process (GO): G protein-coupled receptor signaling pathway
Cellular component (GO): membrane
Molecular function (GO): G protein-coupled receptor activity; olfactory receptor activity
Source: RefSeq, a predicted model, not a curated record
AUGAACAGCACACCAGUGAGGGAAUUCAUACUUUUGGGCUUUACAGACAAUCAUAAGCUUCAAGUCAUACUUUCCCUCAUACUGAUGGUUACAUAUAUUUUGACUAUAUCAGGGAACGUGGUAAUCAUUGUGAUCACGCUGUCCAGUCACCAUCUCCACACUCCAAUGUAUUUCUUCCUCCGAAAUUUUGCUCUAUUGGAGAUUGCAUUCACCACUUCCAUCAUUCCCAAAGCACUGGCCAACUUGGCCACGGGACAGAAGACGAUCUCCAUCAGUGGCUGCUUCACGCAAUGCUUUCUGUAUUUUACCCUGGGGACAACGGAAUUCUUUCUGCUGGCGGUCAUGUCGUUUGACAGAUAUGUGGCCAUCUGCCACCCUCUUCGUUACUCCACCAUAAUGAGUGGCCAACUAUGCUCACUGCUGGUAGGUUGCUCUUGGGUCGGGGGCUUGUUGCUAAUCCUGGGUCCAGCAAUUGCCUUAUUUCAGGCGCCGUUUUGUGGGCCAAACACUUUGAACCAUUUUUUCUGCGACAACGGACCACUGAUAAAACUUGCCUGUGUAGACACAAUUCUGCUGGAACUCAUGGAUUUCUUCAUUGCCACUCUCUCACUCAUUGGGACUUUGGCAGUAACUGUCAUCUCUUAUGCCAACAUUAUUUCUAGCAUCGUGUCCAUCCCGUCGACCCAAGAGAGGCAGAAAGCCUUCUCCACUUGCUCCUCCCAUAUUAUCGUUGUCUCCUUGUUCUACGGUAGCUGCAUCUUCAUGUACGUGAGGCCUUCCCAAAGUGAAGGGUUUGAUUUCAAUAAAGGAGUCUCCAUUCUAAACACUUUAUUGAAUGAUCUGGUGACCCCCUAUAUCUACACUCUCAGAAACAAGCAAGUACACAAAGCUCUCAGAGAUGCCAAAAGAAAGAUUUGUAUUAGGAAUUGGUGA